CGGAGCCUGGCUCAGAAGCCACGUCUAGCGAGCUGUUUUCCUAAUAUGGGUAGCGUCGGGCGUGGAGCUGUCAGCUGAGCUGUGUGCGCCUGCGCGGGGUGUCGAGACAGGGCGUGUUCGCGGUUCAGUGCCGGUGUUUCGCGGGGCGAGGGCGUCUCUCGCAGCCGGAGUGCGUCCUGCUGAAGCCUGUGGUUGCACGCCUACCCUCUUAGGGGCUACCUUCCUCGACCAUGUCCAAGUCUCUGAAGAAGUUGGUGGAGGAGAGCCGGGAGAAGAACCAGCCCGAAGUGGACAUGAGUGACCGGGGCAUCUCCAACAUGCUGGAUGUCAACGGCCUCUUUACCUUAUCCCAUAUCACACAACUGGUCCUCAGCCAUAACAAGUUAACAACGGUGCCACCCAACAUCGCAGAACUGAAGAAUUUGGAAGUGCUCAACUUUUUUAAUAACCAGAUCGAAGAGCUGCCCACACAGAUCAGCAGCCUUCAGAAACUCAAACACCUGAACCUCGGCAUGAACAGGCUGAACACUUUGCCACGAGGCUUCGGCUCCCUGCCAGCUCUUGAGGUUCUGGACUUGACUUACAACAACUUGAGCGAAAAUUCUCUUCCUGGAAACUUCUUCUACCUGACCACCCUGCGUGCACUCUAUCUAAGUGACAACGAUUUUGAAAUCCUGCCGCCAGAUAUUGGGAAGCUCACAAAGUUGCAGAUACUCAGCCUUAGGGAUAAUGACCUGAUCUCGCUGCCUAAGGAAAUCGGGGAGCUUACCCAGCUUAAAGAGCUCCAUAUUCAGGGGAACCGCCUCACCGUUUUGCCCCCAGAACUAGGAAACUUGGAUUUAACUGGUCAGAAGCAGGUAUUCAAAGCAGAGAACAAUCCCUGGGUGACCCCCAUUGCAGACCAGUUCCAGCUUGGUGUGUCCCAUGUGUUUGAGUAUAUCCGUUCUGAGACAUACAAAUACCUCUAUGGCAGACACAUGCAGGCCAACCCAGAACCACCAAAGAAGAAUAAUGACAAAUCGAAGAAGAUCAGCCGGAAACCCCUGGCAGCCAAGAACAGAUAAGGAAGGAGUUGGCAUCGGCUGGCCUUCCAGCACCUUCUCUCUCCAACACUUCAUUCUCUCUUGCUCUCUCAAAUAAACACAAUGCGUGUGUGGCCUUUUUUAUUUUUCUUUUCACUCUGUAAUGCUUCCCACCUUACCUUUUAGAUUCUUUUGGUAGGUGGGAGAUUGUUGUAAGGUCUUUAAACCAUUUCCAUUUGUUUCUUUAAAAUUACGAAAAGCAGGGAACAAAGCUCUUAUUCAACUGCAAAUUCCAUAGUGGGCUCAGGCUUUUGUUGAAUAGACAUCACAAGGUUGCUUAUUAUCAAAAGAAUAAUUAAAAUCAUGUAACCAUUUAAAUGUCACUGUUAACACUUUUCACUCUUUCUGUUGAUUCACACAACUCAUUAUUUUGCUUUAUUAAAAAUCUUCUUCGCCACCGAGAUAUGUUAAUUUAACUUACAAAUGAUUUUAAUAAAAUCUUGAGUGAGUUUGUAUCACAUGUUACUUGUUGACCCAGAAUAAAAGAACAGUCUGAUCUUGGGGUAUAACACAUUUUCAUUUACUUUUCUCCCCCAAAAUCAUCUUAUCCAAUUUUAUUGGUUAUACAUGAUAAACUUUUCAUGAAAGAAAUGCAAAAUUAAAUCACAGUUCGUUUCUUCUCACA
Messenger RNA from Macaca mulatta (Rhesus monkey), 1707 nucleotides. It is a transcript of the gene RSU1, whose product is annotated as Ras suppressor protein 1. Gene Ontology annotation, cellular component: cytoplasm. The record is from RefSeq and is a predicted model, not a curated record. Lineage: Eukaryota; Metazoa; Chordata; Mammalia; Primates; Cercopithecidae. Gene Ontology annotation, molecular function: protein binding.